ACAGGUGUAACAUACAGGGCUGUAUUCUGUGCAGAAUUACACAGCACAGGUGUAUAAAUUAAUUUAUUCUGCUGUCGCAGCAACAACACAGGUGUAUAAAUUAAUUUUCAGUGUACACAGGUGUAACACACACAGGGCUGUAUUCCCUGCAGAGUUACACAACACAGGUGUAUAAAUUCAUUUUCAGUGUACACAGGUGUAACACACACAGCUUUAUAUUCCCUGCAGUUACACAACACAGGUGUAUAAAUUAAUUUAUUCUGCCGUCGCAGCGAUGUGUCUCAGUGUGGAUGGAGCAGCGCCGGCACCAGACUCACAGAAUCACGAGGCUGGAAGAGACCUCUAAGGCCAUCGAGUCCACCCUGUGCCCCCACACCUCAACCGGACCACAGCACCCCGUGCCACAUCCAGUCCUUUUUUAAACACACCCCGAGAUGCUGAUUCCACGCCUCCCUGGGAAGAGCAUUCCAGUGCUGUAUUAUUCUUUCGGUGAAUUUUUUUUUCCCUAACAUCCAGCCUAUGCUUUCCCUGCCGCAGCUGAGGCCGUGUCCUCUGGCUCUGUCGGUGCUGGAACACACCGAGCCCCGGCUCCCCCGGGAGCUGCGGGGUCCCCGCCGAGCGCCCCCGGCUCCCGGGGACCCCCGGGCAGGGUUUGUGCUCCAGCCCCGCACCGGCCACACCGAAACGCCCCGGGGCGGCUGAGUCCCGCACCAGCACCGCCGGGACACCGGGAAUGACACCACCGGGAGCGACACCGGGACACGGCAGGACACCGGGAACGGGACACCGGGAGCGACAAAGGGACACGGCAGGACACCGGGAACGGGACAUAGGGACACGGCGGGACACCGGGAACAGGACACAGGGAACGACACAGGGACACAGCAGGACACGGGGAGCGACAACACGGGGAGCGACAACACCGGGAGCGACAACACCGGGAGCGACAUAGGGACACGGCGGGACACCGGGAACGCGACACCGGGAACGGGACACCGGGAGCGACAACACCGGGAGCGACAUAGAGACAUGGCGGGACACCGGGAACGGGACACCGGGAGCGACAACACCGGGAGCGACAUAGAGACACGGCGGGACACGGGGAACGACACAGGGACACGGUGGGAUACCGGGAACGGGACACCGGGACACCAGGAAUGACAACACCGGGAGCGACACCGGGCAGGGGGCGUGUCCCGUGGGCGUGUCCUGUCAGUUGUCCCCGCCCUCGCGGUGCGGGCGCUCUCGCGCGCUCUCGCGACACCCGUUCGAACGGGCGGCGGGCGGGCUCCCUCAGAGGGCCCGGCCCGCCCGGCCCCGCCAUGCCGCUGCGGCCGCGGCUGCUCCGCACCUACUCGCGGCGCGCCGGCUACCUGCGCAUGCUGCCGCCGCCCGACCGAUGGAUCUCGCCGCCGCAGGACCGCAGGCGCCUCUUCAGCUCGACCUCCGCCGCCUCCAGCACCGCCUCCAGCGCGCUCUCCGCUUCCAGCGCCUGCUCCACCCCCUCGGACGACCCCGACUUCUCGCCGCCCGGCAAGCGCCUCCCGCAGGCCCUGGGUAAGCGCCCCGGCUGGGCCGCGCGGCUGCGGACCCGCAGGAAGGAGAACCGGGGCCCGGCCGGGAAGGAGAACCAGAAACCGGCCGGGAAGGAGAACCGGAAACCGGAGACCCGGGGGAGAGGGCAGGAGACCCGGGGCCGGGCAAAGGAGAAGCGGGAGGCGGCGGGGAAGACCACCGCCGACAGCGGCUCGGCGCCCGGGGACAGCCCCCCGCCCCGCCGCCGCCGCCGCCGCCGCUCGCCCGUGAGCCUCAGCUCGCUCCUGCUCAGCACCACCAUCGAGGGCGGCUCGGCGCUGGGCGACUCCUGCUCGCAGCACCGGCUGCCCCACGGCUCGCCCGAGGGCUGCUCCGGGCAGCGGCCGUCGCUGCUGGGUGCUGGUGAGGAGGUGCCUGAGUGGUUCCGGGCACAAGGCUUGGCUCGGAGCUGUGAGCCCCAGCCCGGGCUGCGGGGGUCCCGCCGUGUUCUGAGGUCGGCGGUGCGGGGACCCUGCCCGGCACAAGCUGCCCCGUCCCCAGUGAAAGCCCCAAGCAGUCCCCAGGGAGCGCUGCCGCCACUGGAGGGUGAGCCACAGCCCCCUGUGCCCUGUGACAGCGGCACUCGUGAGGUUCCCUCUCAUCUCACGAGAGAUUUGGCCAAAAGAGGCUCCAGCUGUCAGAGAGACUUAGUCAAGGAGUACCAGCUUGUGCCAGUGGUGGUCCUGGACCCUCUGGAAGUGCCAAUGAGAUUGAAGAGCAUGAAACUCAACAAAAAGGCCGAUGUUCAACCUGCCUGCUUGCAGCCAGGAUCUCCCGUGGGCCACCAAGGAAUCUUGGAGAAAAAGCACAAAAGGACCAAGGGUGUCCCUGGGGAGGGCAGCACCUGCAGGAAAGCUUGUAUCAGUGGCUUCAGUGCCAGCCGCUGGGGCAGGCACACCCAGCUCAGGCCAAGAAGGCGCAAGAACAAAAGGCAGCAGCAGCCCAAUAACUCCCUUUUCAGACUCCAGACAAGGCAAAAACGAGCUCGGAAGGGAGCUCUGGAGAUGUCUGUAGGUGUCAGAAACAAUGACUCUUCACUCCUCAAUAACUCUUAUUCCUGGGCUAGAGUUCGAGCCUCUCUGUCCUUCCAUAAAAAGAAGAAAGUGACCACAGAUGAGAGUUUCUGCAGCAGCAUCCUCUGCACCCCUUCAGGGAAAUCCCAGCUUUCGGGGUACCAAGCCAGCCUGUCUGCUGGGAAAGCUCAGGGCUGCUCCUGGUUUGCUUCCUCCAUGGUCCUGCUGGCUCCCAGGGAUUCCUCCUCUGUCCUGGAGCUGCUCCUUACAGAUGCUGAGAAAGUGUUUGGAGAAUGCAACCAGGAGGGGCCUAUUGCUUUUGAGGAAUGCAUUCCUUUAAAUAAGAUGAAAGACUGCAAGAAAAUUGGAGAAGGGGUGUUUGGAGAGGUGUUCCAGAUUGACAGCGAGAGAGGACCUGUGGCCUUAAAAAUAAUUCCCAUUGAGGGGACUGAAAAAGUAAAUGGUGAAGCUCAGAAGAGCUUUGGGGAGAUUCUGCCUGAGGUAAUAAUCUCAAAAGAGCUCAGUCUUCUGUCUGAGGGCUCUGUGAACAGAACUGUGGGGUUCAUCAGCCUCUACUCUGUGCACUGUGUCCAGGGGGCCUAUCCCAGGUAUCUCCUGGAAGCCUGGGACAAAUUCCACAAAGAAACAGGCUCAGAAAACGACCGGCCAGACUUUUUUGGGGCUCAGCAGCUCUUCAUGGUGCUGGAGUUUGAGUUUGGAGGCCAGGACCUGGAGCGCAUGAGGAGCAGCUUCUCCUCGGUGACAUCAGCCAGGAGCAUUCUGCACCAGGUGACCGCGUCCCUGGCCGUGGCAGAGCAGGAGCUGCACUUCGAGCACAGGGACCUGCACUGGGGGAACGUGCUGGUCAAAAGCACAGAGCUGAGAGAGCUGCACUACGUGCUGAAUGGAGAAACACACUCCAUCCCCACGGCUGGCAUCCACGUCAACAUCAUCGACUACACCCUGUCCCGCCUGGAGAAGGACGGGCUCACCGUCUUCUGCGACCUCUCCACGGACCUGGAGCUCUUCCAAGGCACUGGGGACCACCAGUUUGACAUCUACAGGCAGAUGAAAGAGGAGAACUCCAACAGCUGGACUGACUACCACCCACACAGCAACGUCCUCUGGCUGCACUACCUGGCUGAUAAACUUUUGAAAGCCAUGAGCUACAAGAAGAAGGCAUCAACUCCUGCCCUGAAGAAAAUCAAGACGCAGCUCAGCAAGUUCCACAAGGAAGUGCUGACCUUUGGGUCUGCCCAUGAUGUUCUGCACCACAGCAGCCUCUUCCAGUGAGCAGGAGUCCAAAGACUGAGCCACUGGUGCUGCCUUUCUCCUCUGCUUUUUGUAUGUGUUGGCACAAUGAAGUGUUUUGAUUGGCUCCCAAUAUUUUUUAAUGUCCUAAAAAAUCCCCUCCAAUGUCUUCUGCUCUAAGAUGUUUCCAUACCUGCUGGUUUUGAGGGGUGCUGGAGAGGAGACAACAGAUCUGACUUUGGAGAAGGGAGGGGAAAAGAGACUUCUUCAGGCUCAGUUAAUGCUCUGAAUUUUACAUAAAUUUUCUUACCAUUUUAGCCUUAGAUUAUUAAAAGUUCUUUUCUUACUGUAUUGUUUUUUUUACAGAUUCUUUUCUUAAAGGUAAAAACUCUUCAGUUCUGGACAGUGAGGACAAGGGUGGAAUCUUGUUGGCUCACUGGAGACAGAAGGGAAAAUCCAUCCUUUGAUUUCAUUUUGGCAAAAUUUAUACCUGGAAUAAAAGUAUAAAAUGUAAAUAUGUGAAGUUUCUGUAAAGGGUUUUAAACCCACUAAUCUGCACUAAUCUUUUUUUUUUUUCCCCCUUUCUUAAGGACCAAGGAAGAGGUACCUGAUUGUGGAAAAAAAGAAGACAAAGUACCUGUGUUCCUGAUUUUUAAUGGUUAUAUAUAGCUGGUUGCUAUCAGUUAUAACUGAUAGCAACUCAAAUCUGUAACCUAGUGGUAGCACUGAAGCAAUUCCAUCCUUUAUCUACAGAAGAAAAUGCCCAAGGUAAUAAAUGUUCUUUAGCCCUGACUGCAGGUGGAUCAGGUUGUUGCCAUCUUGUUGCAGGGGUUUCGUACCUUCUUGGUGACUGCUCAUGGACAGCUCUUCACAGCACUGACUCCUUCUUCUUCUCAGCACAGCCAGCAAACUCCAUCCAACCUUCUGGACCAGCCAACUUACUCUUUUACUAUACCUAUUCUAAUUGGAUCCAGUUGUGGCUUAUUAAGGGCAGCUCUGUUCCUAAUUCUUGAUAAUUAGUGCAGCUGUAACUCCUUACCUUCACCACUAUCUUUAUUCUCUUACAUUCUGUCUAUCCACACCAGGUGCCCUAAACUGGAGGCUCCUACAUUAAAUCCCAAUUCCCUGUUUUCAGGAAGUCUUUUGCUAACAUUCUUGUUUAUUAAAGAAACUGGGCCAAAGAGAACAAUAAAUCAAACUGAAGUGAAAGGUGAAUUAAAUUCUGAUCCAAUGACACAGAUGCAUUAAGAAAUUGAGAGGCAGCAUCAUCAAAUUCAUUAUAACUGCAAUGUUCUCCAUGCAGUCCAGUGAAUAAAUGUUAAAUAUUGCAUCUCCAAGAUUCAUCUUGGACCCUCUCUUGGAGUCUCCUUUUUACAAACCCAGCGAGGAGACCCUGGGGUGGUUUUAUUGUUCUGCCUUCCAGACACUGCAGAAAGUGACCUGACAAUCUGCAGUGCUGCAAAUUAUUAAGAUGGAAAUUGUGCUGGAAUGUUCCCAGGCAUCCUCUCAACCUUUUUUUUUCCCCCUCUAAUUGAAUAAAGUCAUGCUAUGUAAUUGAAUGGUCUUAAAACCCACUUGGUAAGGCCUGCAGUGAAUGCUUAUCUGACAUCAAGGAGUGUUCCUCAGUCACAAUGGUGCUAAUUUCAUUUAUGCUUUAAAAGAGAAAAAAAAAGAUGGAUGAAACCACGUUAUUUUUGCCUGCCUUGGUGUUUUGUUUCUGAUUUGAGAACUGAUUUUGGCUGUACAGGAGGGGUGGGGCAUUGGCAGGAAUUAAUGCCAGGAGAGGGGACAGCCCCCAGGGGGACCUGGUGCAGUAAUUUGGAGAUUCUGAAAGCUGAAACCUCAGAAUGUUUCCCUGCAAACCAAUUUGCUGAUUUGUGAACAUGUAGUAAUUUUCAUUAGUCAAAAUGUAAAGCUUCUACCUCCCCCCAAAACUGGACAUGAAAUUGAUAUAAAAACCUUUGCUUUAAACUGUGCUUGCAAGGAAGUGCAGCUGCCAGAGCUGAGUCCUCAUUUCCUUUUUUAAAGAUGCUCUUUGAUUAAAAAAAACACAGAAAAAAAUAUCAUGUACUAAUCAGCCCUCAUAAAUUUUAAUGGGAGGAUGGUGACAAAAAAGGAAUUGGAAUAGUAAAUUUCCCCUAAUCAAGUUAAAUGCCCUGAACAUGUUUUCAUCUGAGUGAAAGCUUUACUUGGAACAGAGCUGGAUUAUAUAUUUCAGAGAUCUGCUCUCCCUGCUGAGGAAAGAGGAUUCCAGAACCCAGUUUGCCCCUUCAGAAAACACAAGUUUUUUAAUAAUCACCACACUGAAAUCAGAGCCUUAAAGGGUGCUCCGUCUUUUACUGAAAUAAGGAAGUUUGAGCAAAGCUAAAAUUAUCCUGAGAGAGGGAAAGAUUUUUCACGUGGAUCCAAAGGCUUUAGGAGAGUGAAAAGAAGAAGCCUGCUUUUGUGUAACUGGUAAAUCAGAUGGAUUCCAGGCAGGAAUUCUGGUGUUUCCAGGUCAAAGUGGAUUUUGUGCUGAAGCCAGCAACCCUCAUGUGCCAAAUCUCUGAAAAAUUUGCCUAUUUUGAUGGAGAAGACAGAUAAAAUAUGGAUUGCCCCGUGAAUAUUCUGUAACUCACCAGGGUGCUGUUAAAACAUGUAUUUUUUGAUCAUUCUUUUCUGGAAAAAUCAGACAUGAAGUGCAGGAAUAUGAAAAUGAUCUCUUGCCUUGUGAAGCUGAAUGAGAAGGAAGAACAGCUCUGGCCUCAGUGUAGAGAGGAUGCUCAGAGUAUCAUUCAGAGGCAGGAAAAAAGGGAAAAUUGUAAUUUCUGCCCAAUUCUACAGUUCCAGACUGCAGCAGUUAAUGGUGCUGCUGGUGCCCAGCAGGAGAGGAGGCUGCCAAGGGAGAAGGAAUUCUCCUCAGAGCUGAAUAAAAACACUGGGAAAUUCAACUCGGCCUGGGACUGCUCCCAUAAAACAAAUUAGGUACAAAUAGCCCAAUAAAAGCUUGGGAGUCUUGAAUCAGAUAAAUCCAGUAUUUAGGCUCUCCUCCUAACAAGUGAAAUGCUCCUUCCCCUCCCUGGAGCUCGUGGCAAGGUUUGUUUGGGUAGUAAAUCACUUGGUGGCUGAGCUGGGUUUCCUCUCAGCACUUUGCUGAGAGCUCUGGGGCUGUUCUCCAAGCUCACCUCGACUGGCACCUUCCUAAAAUUCAGAUUUUUGGGGUGGUCUGGGAGCAGAGUUGUCACACAGAGUCAUCUCCGCUGUCAGUGGCACUUUCGUGGUCACUUCAGUGUGGCCCCCACUGAUCCUUCCUUGGUGCAGACCGAAAAUGGGGUUGUAUUUAAUGAGAGCAUGGAGCAUCCUGCUUCUUGGAAUUUGGGGGAAUUGCUCCCUCCAAAUUCUUUCACACACAGGACAAUGCAGCAGCCCAAUUAAUUAUGCAAUAUUCUUUAGGGUGUGUAGGAAAAUGGUUCCUUUUGAGUCUCAAAGGAGACCCCUCCAUGCUUUAUGUAACAUUUAUCAUUCAGGGGUGACUUUAGGCACUGUGGCACUUGUUCAGCUCCUCAGCCAGUCUGCAGGGUGGAUUUUCACCAUGAUGCCUUCUGUCAAACUGAGCAGCUCUUUGCUGCAGUGCUCUGCUGUUCAUCUGUUCCUCAUGAAAUGCCAGAACUGGGAUUUUUAGGAUGUUUAUUGUUGUUUAAACCUCGGUCUGUGCUCUGGGAUCUCCUGGGACAGCCCCAGCGAUGAAGCACUCUAUGAAUGGGAGGUUGUUGAAGGAUGAAUUGCAGGGAAAGUCAAAAAACACCACUGAGGGAUUGAAGAAAACGCCUUUUGCACAAAGAGGAUGUUUUAUAUAAACUCUAAAUGCAAAAUCUGGAGAGUACAACUCCUCUGAGUCUCUGAAUGUGAUUGUCAAGGCAGAUGAGCAGUGCAGAUGGGCUUGUGGCUGCAGCCCCUGUGAGGGCACUGAGAGCAAACACAGAUUAAACCAUCCUCAUUUUCCUAAGGUAGCAGGUUCAGAAUGUCUUUACAUGCACACAAACAAAAUUCCCAACACCUCAAUGGAGAAUUGAAACUAAAAGACACUCUAGUGAUGAGUUCAGCUCCCAGGAAAGGGUUUAUAAGCAACAACAACAAAAAAAAAUCUUCAUUGUGGACGAGGUCUUGGUAAAGAAACUCCAGUUCUUUACCCCUGGAUUGCCACAGGACAGUAUUAUUCUUUUUUUCUCCAGUGAUAAGAAGUUUUUCUUGAUUAAAUAUUCAAGCUGAGGAGCACAGCUUUGCAGAGAUAAGGUUUAUUCCUUUUUCUACUCAGCAGUAAAUAUCUCCUGCCUGUGGCUGAUGUUCCUGGAGAAGUUCAACGAUAAUUAACAAUUAGAUGUUGUGUGCAGAGGUACUCAGCAAUGCUGACCGACACUCCAGAAUCUCAUGAAUUAUUCUUAGGAAAUAAAUGUACAACAACAUCAGAAUCCCUGAGGCACUGCAGCCACAGUCAUUAGUGCUCAUUACUGCUCGGGGCUGAAUGCUGCCCCCCCUUCUGUGUCCUCUGCUUUAUGAACACCUAAUUAAAUAUUUAAUUGUGGUAAGGACUCCUAAUUGCUACUAAAGCAGCAACACAUCUCAACUUGACCAGAAUUCCCAGUUUUUACCUUGCCAAGGCACUGUAAUACUCAGAUUAUUGUAUCAAAACACAAUUUUGCUGUUUUGGAAAAUGAGGAUUCUCUCAGGGUUGAAUCUCAUGCUGGCGAGACAGGGGACAGCUGGUCUUGAGUUGGUGAAGAGCAGAUCAGGAACAGAAUCAAAUAUAAAUUUGGGGCUGAAAUAUUACAGGAAAAAUGUUUUAAGGAAGCCUGGCAGCAAGAACAAGAACUGCUCAGUGUUUCCAUGCUGUGUCACCUGGAGCAGGCUGGCCUAUUUACAGAAGUUUCUGCUGGGAAUGUUCAGAACACACAAAAUCCCAAGAGCCUGAAGGAGCAGACAGCCAAAAUACACCAAUAUGGGCAGAGCUUCAG
Pyrgilauda ruficollis (rufous-necked snowfinch) is the source of this 8830-nucleotide messenger RNA. It is a transcript of the gene HASPIN, whose product is annotated as histone H3 associated protein kinase. Gene Ontology annotation, molecular function: ATP binding; histone H3T3 kinase activity. Gene Ontology annotation, cellular component: nucleus; cytoplasm. The record is from RefSeq and is a predicted model, not a curated record. Gene Ontology annotation, biological process: mitotic cell cycle; protein phosphorylation; intracellular signal transduction. Lineage: Eukaryota; Metazoa; Chordata; Aves; Passeriformes; Passeridae.